Messenger RNA from Dalotia coriaria, 1650 nucleotides. RefSeq lists its product as uncharacterized. NCBI's taxonomy places the organism in Eukaryota, Metazoa, Arthropoda, Insecta, Coleoptera, Staphylinidae. The transcript has 2 exons. The coding region runs from base 283 to 1329 and encodes 348 amino acids. Gene Ontology annotation, molecular function: nucleic acid binding; zinc ion binding. The record is from RefSeq and is a predicted model, not a curated record.
UAUAUAAUAUAUAUGUCGGAUUCGAAUACGAACAAGGACGCCAUCUAGACAUAAGAAGAUGAAUCAGCUAAUGGAGGUGCAGUCUUGCAUCGAUGUGGUCUGGGUGUGCGUCUCGAGUAAGAGCGACAAGCGCAGAAGGGAUUCGAAGGUUUCGAGGGAAAGGCGAAUCAUGUAUGAAGACACUCACUCUGAGAGCACCGUUGAGCGCGCACCCAGAACUCAUCCCGUUACGCCGAUUCAAUUCGUAUUGUUUAAGCUAAGACAUACUUUGUUUUGUAAUAAAUGGCGCGUAAUUUAAAUUGGAAUGUUGUUAAUGUAGUUGAGGAGGAGGUGUAUCCGACAUCAGAAGUGGGAUCUGGAUCCAAUUUGCGAUCUAAUUUGCGAUCUAGUGAAAAGUGCGAUAGAGAAAGUGACAAUGAUAAAGAAAAGUGGAGUCAGUUAUUACAAGUGCAAAAUAACAAUAUGCGUAAUCUUAUUGAAGCGUUGAUAAAACCCCAGGUGACCGAACAAUUUAAUUUGUCGGAAUUUAAUCCGGAUGAUCGUGAUGCUGACGCGCGUGCUUGGUGUUCCAUGGCAGAGUUAUGUAUUGGUGACAAGAAUUUGACGGGUGCCAAACUAAUUAUGACGUUAAGCAGAGCAAUGAAGGGUGCAGCAUCAUCGUGGUUGUCGCAGAUAUCCUACCCGGAUAUUUCGUGGGAAGAUUUUAAAUCACAGUUUGCCGCACGAUUUAUUCAGUCAGAGACGAUGACUGCGUCUCUAAUAAAUCUACAGAAUGGAAGGCCACGAGGUGAUGAAAAUUUGAGUACUUACGCGGGGCGACUUUUCAAUUCGCUGAUGACUAACUGGAAAGAUGCGUCCAUCGAGCAAAUCGCUACUGCGACAAUAUUAACGCAUAUUGCUCAAUUCGAUAAUCGAGUACAGCGUAUGUCAUUUACCAACGAAAUUCAGACGAGACAGCAAUUACAAAAGGAGUUACAAGCACUCUCUUUUAAACGACCAGCCGCAGUAGACAAUGCUUCGCAACGCCCGGAGAAGAUGCGAAGAACUUCAUCAUUCCAACCCAAGAUGACGAAGUGUUUCAACUGCAAUAAAUUUGGACAUCGACAGGCUGACUGCCCCGAGAAGCGGAGACAAGACCAGAAAUUCACCCCUCAGCGGUCCACAUCGGGAGCGUCAAACAGCGGGAGAUGCUUCAAAUGCGGUGAGACCGGACACUUCGCCAACCGCUGCAGGAAGAAUGAGGGUUCUGUCAAGACGGUCAACGUCUGUGCAGUUGAUUUACCUGGAGGUACUUUUAAGCAUAACGUUGUGAACUGCCAACCAUUGUAGUGGUUGAGUAGGUUGCCAACCAUUGGUGUGGUUGUGUAACAUGAGACCUAAUCAUUGGUGUGAUUAGUUGUGAACUGCCAACCAUUGUAGUGGUUGAGUAGGUUGCCAACCAUUGGUGUGGUUGUGUAACAUGAGACCUAAUCAUUGGUGUGAUUAGUUGUGAACUGCCAACCAUUGUAGUGGUUGAGUAGGUUGCCAACCAUUGGUGUGGUUGUGUAACAUGAGACCUAAUCAUUGGUGUGAUUAGUUGUGAACUGCCAACCAUUGUAGUGGUUGAGUAGGUUGCCAACCAUUGGUGUGGUUGUGUAACAUGGGACCUAA